Penicillium verhagenii is the source of this 420-nucleotide messenger RNA. RefSeq lists its product as uncharacterized. The record is from RefSeq and is a predicted model, not a curated record. NCBI's taxonomy places the organism in Eukaryota, Fungi, Ascomycota, Eurotiomycetes, Eurotiales, Aspergillaceae. The coding region runs from base 1 to 420 and encodes 139 amino acids. The transcript has 3 exons.
AUGGCCGAUGGGAAUCAAGGAUGGUGGCCCUCGCAUUACAGAUGGGUGGUCAUGGUUAUCGUACUGGUGAUAGCCUUCGCCCUGAUCGCCGCCUUUGGAGUCUGGUUUAGGCGUCGUCGUGAUACCAAAAGAGGUCUUCAGUUGUACGGGAAUCCAGUGAGCGGCGCUGGCCCCCUUCAAAGCUCUGGCAUCUUGAGCUCUGCAUCUGGCGCGUCGGGUAUAUUACAACCAAGUCACCUCCAACCGAUGUCCCAGGCGCAAAGUCUACCCACCGACUCGGUCGCUAGCAGCUCCCGCACCAAUGUUGCUCCACCCAAACCUCUUACAUCCGCCGCAGGGAGUCGUUUGCAUAAACAACAAAGCCCUGCGGCUGCCGUCGACUUCCAAAGCGUGGAGACCAGACAAGUUGUACCGCCAUAA